Messenger RNA from Archocentrus centrarchus (flier cichlid), 1593 nucleotides. RefSeq lists its product as uncharacterized. Gene Ontology annotation, biological process: G protein-coupled receptor signaling pathway. The transcript has 2 exons. The record is from RefSeq and is a predicted model, not a curated record. The coding region runs from base 20 to 1123 and encodes 367 amino acids. Gene Ontology annotation, molecular function: G protein-coupled receptor activity. Lineage: Eukaryota; Metazoa; Chordata; Actinopteri; Cichliformes; Cichlidae. Gene Ontology annotation, cellular component: plasma membrane.
AGUGUGGACAGUGUCCUCGAUGAUGUGCGCUCCUAUUGCUGUGAUGAACCGCCGUCGGGAGAUCAGCUUCGAGACUUUCACCAUCUUGGUCUGUCAGGAGGAGUGGCCUCAGCAUCGUCUCAAACAGGGAUACAAUGUGCUGCUGUUUGUGAUGCUCUACUGUUUGCCAGUGACCUUUAACCUCACCAUAGGAUUCCUUACUGGCAGGCGGCUUUGGGGAGGGAAGAAAUCCGCUUUUGCUGAUCUUGAUCCUCGAAGUCAAGCGCUUCACACUUCCCGCCUUAAGAUGCGCCAGAAGAUUGCCAAGAUGGUGGUGUGUCUAGUGCUUCUAUUUGCAGUGUCCUGGCUGCCGCUCUACUUGGCUGACCUUUGGAUUGACUGCGAACAAAGGCCAUCAUCUUGGCUCCUGCAGACAAGACCAUUUGCCCAGUGGCUCGGCCUGACAAACUCCAGCCUUAACCCAAUCUGUUACUGUUUCAUUGGAGAUCUGUACCGCUCAGCAAAGGUCAUACGGACACGAUACUACCAAAAGGUUGCCGCUCUUUUCAGCUCCUCAUCAUUCUCCAGCUCAGCUACAGUGGCGGCUCCUACAGCAGGGAUUACAGACAGCAAAGUGUCCUCUGCUGAGCGCCGCCCCAUUGCUGCUGCUGUGGCAGCGUCUGCAUCCAUGGUUACAAUACCGAGGCUCUUGAACUUGGCGAGAGGCCAGGGACUGGGGCAGAAGGUCAGAGACAGUUCAGACAGUCGAGCAGGUUCUGACCACAGCAUCUCAGACUGGUGUCGGUCUAGUCCCAGCGCAUGUGACAGCUCCUUAUUACCCUGCCAGCUCCACAACCUCCAGCACACCAUACAAAAAGCAGACUUCCUGGCAACACGUAGAUACUCUCUAAAUGAGAAAGCUGGACCAUUACCUUUAGGAAUCGGUCCUGUUGAAAUAGACGUUCUACCGCUGAGGAGGCAUUCAGGGGAUAGAGUAUAUAGUCUGUCAGCUGAUAAGAGAGACAUCAUUACUAUGGGGAAAGCCGCUUUCUGUUAUGCUGGUCAACACAGGAGCAAAACACCACAAACCUACUCUCUGGUUGGGGACACGGAGGAUGAAACAACUGAUAUGACCAGCCUAUGAAAACUGCAAUUUAGCUGAUGUAUCAACAGGGAGGAACUGCUUCCUUUUGUCCUGCAGGCAGUAUAAAGACACACACUGCUCCCGAGUUACCGUUUUCAGUUGACAUUGUAGAAUAAUCCUUGGCAAAAGUCAUUCUUUGCUUUGAGGAUAAACUGACCUGCUCUACACUCUCUUUCUUUCCAUGUGUAGAAGUCUCUCCAUGUUAUCCAGAGCGCAUGGGACCCAGGACUAGUAUUCGCACCAAGUUCACAUUUUUAAAGGCAUGUGGAGGCAGCAGCUAUGGACUGAUCGGUGUAGGGCAACAGCUGGAGUCUUAUCUAGCCCUGGGUUAGAAAACUAGUUGUCAUUAAGAAGGAUAAAUUAUGGCGUGUGCCAUUACAUGCAAGUCAUAUCAUAGUUACAACAGCUUCUAUCAUCUGACUAAGACAAUAACCCAGCAGGAGGUAAAGUAUGAUGAGUUUUUUUGUGUA